CCCCGCGGCAGGAGCCCCGGCCAAGUGGGCGCGCCCGGCCCUGGCCCGGCCGGGAUCCGGUGUCGGCUGCAGCUGGCAGUGCGGCGGGCGCGGGCGCCGGAGCGAGGGGCCCGCGGGCCCGGCUAUUAAUAACGCGGCCGCCAGCCCGGGGUCGCGCAGCCAUGGCCAGCCCGGAGCCCCGGCGCGGCGGGGACGGCGCCGCCCAAGCCGCGAGGAAAACAAGAGCAGAGGCCAAUUCUCCUCUUCCAAAGAACUCUGAAUCCCUAAAUGAGGCAGAAGCCUUGAACCCAGAAGUUACUGUAUCUUCAGAGGGGUCCUUAAACCUCGAAGACAUCCUCUACCUGGAGGACACAGGUGACCUUGAUGAGACACUCUAUGUGCAAGAGACUGAGAAGGCAGAGGAGGUCCUGUAUAUUGAGGAGGCCAUGCAGCCAGAUGAGGCUCUGCAUGUGGAGGAGCCUGGGAAUCCAGAGGAGACAGUGUGUGUGGAGGAAACCAUGGAGCCAGAUCGGAUACAGUUUGUGGAGGGGCCCGUGGAGCCAGGAAAGCCCACAAGCCCAGAGCAGGUUGUUUAUGAGGGAGAGACAGUUACAAGGGCGGAGAAAUGUAACCCUGAGGAGAGCCUUAGAGCUGAGGAGAGCCUCAGAGCCAAGCCGAGCCCCAGCAUGGAGGAGAACCUGAGCAUAGAGGACCUGGAAUUGCUAGAGGGGCGUUUCCAGCAGUGUGUCCAAGCUGUGGCCCAGCUGGAAGAGGAGAGGGAUCAGCUCAUCCAUGAGCUUGUAUUGCUCCGGGAACCAGCCCUGCAGGAGGUACAGCAAGUCCAUCAAGACAUCCUGGCUGCCUACAAGCUCCAUGCCCAAGCAGAGCUGGAGAGAGAUGGCCUAAGGGAGGAGAUCCGGCUGAUCAAGCAGAAGCUUUUCAAAGUGACGAAGGAAUGUGUGGCCUACCAAUACCAGCUGGAGUGCCGCCAGCAGGACGUGGCUCAGUUUGCCGAUUUCCGGGAAGUGCUGACUACGAGGGCAACCCAGCUCUCAGAGGAACUGGCCCAGCUCCGGGAUGCCUAUCAGAAGCAGAAGGAGCAGCUGCGGCAACAACUAGAAGCCCCUCCAAGCCAGAGGGAUGGGCACUUUCUCCAGGAAAGCCGGCGACUCUCUGCCCAGUUUGAAAAUCUCAUGGCAGAGAGCCGCCAGGACCUGGAGGAGGAGUAUGAGCCUCAGCUCCUGAGGCUCCUAGAGAGGAAAGAAGCUGGGACCAAAGCUCUGCAGAAAACCCAGGCUGAGAUCCAGGAGAUGAAGGAGGCUCUGAGACCCCUGCAAGCAGAGGCCCGGCAGCUCCGCCUGCAAAACAGGAACCUGGAGGACCAGAUCGCACUUGUGAGGCAAAAACGAGAUGAAGAGGAACAGCUGGAGGAAAUGGAAGAACGCCAGAGGCAGUUAAGAAAUGGGGUGCAACUCCAGCAACAGAAGAACAAAGAGAUGGAGCAGCUAAGGCUCAGUCUUGCUGAAGAGCUCUCUACUUAUAAGGCUAUGCUACCCAAGAGCCUGGAACAGGCUGAUGCUCCCACUUCUCAGGCAGGUGGAAUGGAGACACAGUCUGAAGGUGAUCUUUGUGAAGAGAAGAGUGGUGUUUGCAUUGUUACUGCUUUCCUAACAAUACUAAUUAAUGCCUUAAAAACAACAGGCCGGACGGGGUGGCUCACGCCUGUAAUCCUAGCACUUUGGGAGGCAGAGGAGGGUGGAUCACCUGCAGUCAGGAGUUCGAGACCAGCCUGGCCAACAUGGCGAAACCCCGUCUCCACUAAAAAUAAAAAAAUUAGCCGGGCAUAGUGGCGGGCACUUAUAAUCCCAGCUACUCAGGAGGCCAAGACAGGAGAAUCGCUUGAACCAGGAGGCAGAGGUUGCAGUGAGUCAAGAUCACAGUACUGCACUCCAGCUUGUACAACAGAGUGAGACUGCCUCAAAACAAAACAAAACAAAAACCCAAAAAACAAAAACAACAAAAAACCCUUAAGUGUGUGCCUAAUGACAAGGGGAUAACCCAAACCUCCAAAAUGCCUGGGUCAGGCAUUCAGAGUUCAUUUGGAAUGUUUCAGUUUCUAGUAGGACUCAAAAUAUGCCCUGAUUAUCACCACGAAUUCUGUGGCAUCUAGGCUUUGGGCAUCUUGUUUCCUCACCCUACCCUACCCACCUGCUAUUCUCAGUUUUCCUUAGAAUAGCAGAGAAAGCAGUUCUGCUAUCAAAAAUAAUAAACUUAUCUAUCCAUUAAUGUCCUUAUAUAAUAUUCAAAGGCUGUGGUUUUGGGUGGAAGCAGAGAUGUUCAUGUUACACAGACUUACUCUUUUUUUUUUUUUUUUGAGACAGAGUCUUGCUCUGUUGCCAGGCUGGAGUGCAGUGGCACGACCUCUGCCUCCCAGGUUCAAGCGAUUCCCCUGCCUCAGCCUCCCAAGUAGCUAGGAUUAUAGGCACACACCACCACGCCUGGCUAAUUUUUUGUAUUUUAGUAGAGACAGGGUUUCAGCAUGUUGGCCAAGAUGGUCUUGAUCUCCUGACCUUGUGAUCCACUUGCCUCGGCCUCCCAAAGUGCUGGGAUUACAGGUGUGAGCCACCGUGCUUGGCCUACACAGACUUAACUUUUAGACACUGACAAAACUGAAGGCAUCUUUCUGACCAAUCACCUAUUCAGGAUCCCUCCCCCAAUGUUUUACCAGUAUAUUCUGAUAAAAGUUCUAGAGUCCGUGAAAGAAACCAAGGAUAAAAGAAAGUCCGUGUCAAGUUGUACAUUAUACAGAUGCCUAUAAAUUUUAUUCAUUUCCUAAACUUACAUCAAAUUCACAACUUUCUUUUUUUUUUGAGACAGAGUCUCGCACUGCCACCCAGCCUGGAGUGCAGUGGCACGGUCUCGGUUCACUGCAACCUCCACCUCCUGGGUUCAAGUGAUUCUCCUGCCUCAGCCUCCUGAGUAGCUGGGACUACAGGAGCAUGCCACCACGGCCAGCUAGUUUUUGUAUUUUUAGUAGAGACGGGGUUUCACCAUCUUGGCCAGGCUGGUCUUGAACUCCUGACCUUGUGAUCCACAUGCCUCAGCCUCUCAAAGUGCUGGGAUUAUAGGCAUGAACCACCACACCUGGCCCACAAGUAACUAUUGUUGCUUUUUCUAAUUUUCUAGGAUUUUAUUAUUUUUUUAAAAAUUUCUUUUUAGUAGAGAUGGGGGGUCUUGCUAUGUUGCCCAGGCUGGAGUGGUGGCACGAUCUUGGCGCACUGCAACUCUGCCUCCUGGGUUCAAACAAUACUCCUGCCUCAGCCUGCUAAGUAGCUGGGAUUACAGGCAUAAGCCACCACACCCAGCCUUGAGGAUUUUCUUAUAUUGUGUUUGAAUCCACAUGACUGAUAAUAUGCUUAAUGUUUGAGAAAUUAUAACCUUGCAAUUGAGGUUAAUGAUCUACUAACUACCUUUGUGUGGAUCAGAUUAAAAGUACAAUCUGGAAAAGACAACGACUAAUCCAAAGAAAUGAAACUACAGAAUCAGGCAUUGUAAUUAUACCUGUGAGAAGUUAACCUAGCAGAGAAAACGUUUAACUAUCCCUCCCAUCACCAUCACAUAGGUUACCAUUCAUUCUAUUUGACAAACAGGAGGCAUCCAAAUAUUUGCUAGGGGAAAGUCAUCCCUGAUCAUCCAUAAAUCACACUGUAACAAUCUCUUCUCAACAACGCCUGCAAUAACUAAA
Messenger RNA from Pongo pygmaeus (Bornean orangutan), 3724 nucleotides. RefSeq names its product syncoilin, intermediate filament protein (gene SYNC). Lineage: Eukaryota; Metazoa; Chordata; Mammalia; Primates; Hominidae. The record is from RefSeq and is a predicted model, not a curated record. Gene Ontology annotation, biological process: intermediate filament-based process. The coding region runs from base 162 to 1826 and encodes 554 amino acids. The transcript is spliced from 4 exons. Gene Ontology annotation, cellular component: intermediate filament; cytosol; sarcolemma.